Molecule: messenger RNA, 894 nt
Organism: Chroicocephalus ridibundus (black-headed gull)
Lineage: Eukaryota; Metazoa; Chordata; Aves; Charadriiformes; Laridae
Product: spidroin-1-like
Exons: 7
Coding region: 244-894 (216 amino acids)
Source: RefSeq, a predicted model, not a curated record
GGGCAGGUAACGGGGGGGGGGGGGGGGGACACGCGGCCGGGACCCACAUCUGUGGGGGGGACCCACAAGUGAGAGGGGGACCCAGGGGUCCGGGACCCACAAGUAGGGACCCAGGGGGGUCCGGGACCCACAUCUGUGGGGUGUGUCCCCCCCCCCCCCCGGCCCCCAGGAAGGCCCCAGGGAUCCGGGACCCCCAAGUGAGAAGGGACCCACGCGUCCCGCGCCCCCCCAAGCAGUGGGGCCAUGGAGGGGAUGGUGCUUCUGACCCACAUCGUGCCGGGGGGGGCCAAGGGCGAGAAGCGGCACUUGUGGGGCGAGCCCCUGGCCCUGGGGGUGGCGCAGGGGCUGCUGGGGGCGCUGCAGGCGGCGCUGGGGGCGACGCUGCUGGUGGCGCUCGGGGACCCGCUGGGGGCGCUGCUGGGGGCGCCGCUGGGCACCGGCGGCCUGCUGCUGGUGUCGGGGGUCGCUGCUGGUGGCCUUUGCCAAGGGACCCUCCGUGGGGCGGGCGCGGGGGUCGCUGGCGCUGGAGGUCGUGGCCGCCGUGGCCUCGGUGCUGCAGCUGCUGCUGGGGGGGCUCCUCCUGCCCCACGGCUGCCCCACGUGUCUGCGCCUGCGCCCGGCCGCACAGGGGGUGGUGCUGGGCGCCCACGUGCUGCUGAUGACGUCAUCGGCGGGGGGCGUGGCGCUGACGGUCGCGGGGGCAGUGGCGGCCGGAAGGGGCGGGGCCUCGAGGGGCGGGGCGCCAAUCGUCAUCUACCAGACGGCGCUGCCCAACGCGGGGGCGGGGGCCUGGCGAGGCCACGCCCCCCGCCCCCCCCCGCUCCAAUAAAGGCCGCGCGCCGCGCCCCCCCCUUCGAAACCACGCCCCCUCCGAUGACGUGUCACCAGCUGUAG